AUGCAUUUCCUCACACUGUCCACUUUGCUGCUCCUCGUCAACUCCGUGUCGGCUUGGUACGGCACCGUGACGUUCUACCAGGACGUCGAGUUCAAAGGCUCCAAGUACGAGUGGGGCAUCUCGAAGACGCACCGGUGCUACAACCUGGCUUGCUGGGACAACAGAGCCUCGUCAGUCAAGUGGGACGGCCUGCCGACAGUCGGCAGCUUCGACGGCAAGGCACGCAUCGCCUUCUUCACCGGCAAGGACUGCACUGGGGACAGUCGAGACUGGCCGACCAACGGAGUCAUCAACGGCAAGAAGGACAACUACCCGAUGGACUUCACUCUCGAUAAAAUCAACGACGCAGUGUCCUCGUUCAUCGUGUGGGAGUACGGCAAGAAGAUCUCGAACGGCAUCGCCACGCCCUGCCCGUGGGGAACGAGCUGA
Messenger RNA from Phytophthora sojae, 429 nucleotides. RefSeq lists its product as hypothetical. The record is from RefSeq and is a predicted model, not a curated record. The coding region runs from base 1 to 429 and encodes 142 amino acids. NCBI's taxonomy places the organism in Eukaryota, Oomycota, Peronosporomycetes, Peronosporales, Peronosporaceae. The transcript has a single exon.